Hyalella azteca is the source of this 2714-nucleotide messenger RNA. RefSeq names its product mucin-3A-like. Bases 102 to 2714 code for a protein of 870 amino acids. Gene Ontology annotation, molecular function: catalytic activity. NCBI's taxonomy places the organism in Eukaryota, Metazoa, Arthropoda, Malacostraca, Amphipoda, Hyalellidae. The transcript is spliced from 8 exons. The record is from RefSeq and is a predicted model, not a curated record.
CGCCCACGAAUCUUAUCAACUUUUCAUCUGAAUUUGUUGAUUAUGACGUUCAUCCUAUACAAAAUAGUGACGUUGUGAACCACUCUUGCACUACUCCCGCGAUGUGUGUUCGAGACGAGUCAAUUGCCAGCGAGAAGAAAUAUCUAGAAAUUUCAACAGAAAAGUGCAACUCGUCUUCUAUCAGUCCACUUUCAGUCACGUUCAAUUCUUCAAAUUCUUUUCUCUCAACGCCCAUAGAAACAGUCCCAUCACAACAGGAUGUAGGAGAUUCAGUUUCUUUUCCUAGGAACCAUGAUCAUGAGGCUAUUCCUACCGUAUUACUCAUCACUAGCAAUACCAAGGCAAUCACCACAUCUGAUGUGAUGACGCUGUCGGGACCACAAGCUUCAUUGCAACCUCAAUGCUCAACUUCGCAUGAUGAACCCAUUAUUUACUUCCCAGUUUCCAAACCUCAAUGUUCAACAUCUCACAAUAAUGAACCCAUUAAUCACUCCAAUACUUUGGAAUCUCAAUGCUCAACUUCUCGUGAUGAGCACAUUAUUUACUUCCCAGUUUCCAAACCUCAAUGUUCAACAUCUCACAAUAAUGAACCCAAUAAUCACUCCAAUGCUUUGGAAUCUCAAUGUUCAACAUCUCAUGAUGAGCACAUUAAGUUCUCCAAAGCUUCAGAACCUCAAUGUCUAACUACCUAUGGCCAACCUGUUACGUAUUCCACAGCUGGUGCCUCAGUGACCAAUACUUUAGUGUACUAUAGCGCUGCUCAUCAGCCUCAGGAGCAGAGCACUGACCACAAACACCCGGCACCUAAAGGAAGUUCCUUAACUGAUUCAUCUGUAUUCUGUAGCAAUGGCAAUUCAGACUUCCUUCUUGCAUCUUCUUCAAACAAAAAUGUAAACGUUGAGGACAAGCUAAGUACGACGUCUCUUGUCGGAAGCUACAUUGAGACACUAGAAGCUAUACAGCCAAGCAUAGACUGCAUCUCAAAUAAUCCCAUCAAAACUUCAAUGGCUUUGGAUGCUUCAAGUGCCAGAACCGAAUUAUGUUCUGGUUUGGGAAUGUUAGCUCGUCCAACAGCAAUGAACACUCAGGUCACUAACGACAAGCCUCAUGCUCAAAAGUCAGAGGCAGCCGUGCGCCCGAGACUGAACAGUUCACAGACGCGCCGCCGCCGCAGCGAGUGCGAGGAGAGCGUGAGCGGCGCGUGCACCCGCCACGAGGUACACAGCGUCACUGACAGGACAGUGCAGAGCAGAGCCUGGGAGAGUCUGCCGUCGUCUUACUUAACCAUCAGGAAAAUAGGCUUUACUACUUCUGAAUGUUACGGCGUGUUCUGCAAGCGUCGGCUGCAGCUACACACGCUGUUCAGGCCUCUGCAAGGCAUCGCACGUGACCACGCUCCUGAUAAGUCAUCAGGCACUGCUGAUAAUACCCUGAUACUGGCAGAUAUAAAUGGUUUUUCAAUAAAGGAUCAGCAAGAUAAUGAACAACAGUAUGACACUAAACAGUUAAUAUGGCCUUUCACUGACUCCUCAAACCAUUUGAAGUUCUUGGAUACUUCGGACCUCGGUAAGAUAAAAUUGUAUUGUAUAUAUUUUAUAUAUAUAACCCACCAGACAACCUACGUCAAUAUAAUCCGCUCCACAUCAGUCCAGUCCACUCCCGCUUCCUUCAGCAUUCGCUUCCUGUACAAAACAGUCUUCCUCUUACGCCCUUUCAUCUUCCCGAAACCUUCCAACCUCUCAUACCAUCCUAGCACCAUCGCUUUCUCAGGACCCUCCUCCCGUACUGGCAGGAACACCACCCUCAUCAUCGUCCUCCAAACCCUCGACGGCGCCAGCACGCCGUCGAUCACCGUCUCGCGCUGCCAGACGCCCGCGAGACCGAUCCAAGCAGUCGCGGUGCGCCUCCAGCUCCACCGGCUGCUUACAGUCUGCAACAUUUAUGUCCCUCCCCGGUACCCUCUGUCCAUAUAUGAUCUCGUACAGCUUAGCCGCCAACUUCCGCCCCCUUACCUGAUCAUUGGGGACUUUAACGCCAGAAACCCAAUAUGGGGAGAUACAAACACCAAUCAACAUGGAGACAUCGUUGAGCAAUUUUUAGUGGAGGCUGACCUUUGCCUUCUCAACACAGGAGCCAAGACACGAUUCUGCACCCAAUCGGGAGAAUCAUCGGCGCUGGAUCUGUCCUUCUGCUCCCCCGAUAUCGUGCUGGAUUUGAGCUGUCGCAAACCUCCCAACACCACAGCAGUCACUCUCUCCUCAAACCAUCUCUUCUGUCCAUCUCUCACCCACACCUCUAAAGCCUCACCCCUCAACACCACAGCCGACUUCCUCCCAUGUACCACCACCACUCUUUCCUCAUCCUCUCCCAGCCACAACACACCCUCAUCAUCCGCACUUAUUUCACUCAACAACACAAUCUCCCACCCUUUCCUCACAAUCUUCUCUAGCACUCUCUUCAAACGCCUCCUAUUAUGCUCUCUCAUUGACAAUCUCUGCACAUUCCACGUCACAAUCACUCUCUCAAUCACUCUCUCCCUUCCCUGCCUCCCCCCCACAACCUCAUCCUCUCCCCCUCGAUCCCCCUCCUCCUCCUCCGACCCUCGUGCCGCCUUUCCCUCCUCUCCUCUCUUCGCCUCUCCCCCACUCCCCUCCGCCCCCUCCAGUUCCUCGGCCCAGGGUGCGGGUGAAUGGACCGGAGUCCAAUCACCCUAA